AUGUCUACCAGUGCCGAAGCGGCGUCCGCCGUGGUAGAACGUGCUCAUGUACCCACCACUACCUCGCAUGGCAAUACCGACGCAAACACGACUGCCAACAGGCACAUCCAGAUGGAAAGAUCUUCGCUCACCGAAGCGCUCACACUGCGUCGUAACCUGCUUGAAUCACUAUGGAUCGGCGUGCGACAGCUCCCGCGAGGCAGACGCAUCGUUUUGAUGAUCCGGCUCUGCGUAUCCUUCGCGCAAAUUGUUGCCUUCAUCCCCAUUCUUGCCCUGCCAGGCUCGCAUCGUGUCUCACCAUCGCACGAGAAUGGAAGAGUAUGCAAUCCAGACAGCCUCUUCAAGUACAUGGUUGUGCAUAUUGUUCGACUCGCCCUCGACAUUCCAGUCGAGCUCUAUCUUGGUCUCAGCCCCCAUCGGUCACGACGAGGUCGUAGAGCAGGACCCGAAGCUCGCGCCAUCGCCGAACGCGAUCGCCCACUCGGCUCGGAAUACCUCGACGUCAAGGUGGGUAAGAUCAGCACGUUGCUCGGUAUUGCGUCUCUCGUCAUCUUUUUCGUCGGCAACGCCAUCGUCUACAGCUCCACCGAAUGCUCGCAGAGACCCGCCGACGCCGUACCGCUCUUCUGGUCAGCGCUAGCAUCGCUGAUCGUGGUGUACAUCUUCAUUCUGGAGAUUGCUGUGCUGGCGUUCCUCAUCGUGUGCGCGCUGCCGCUUCUUAUUGUGGUAAUGCGUGCGUUGGGUCUCAACCACAGGCUGCCGCAAAGGGAGAUUCACCCAGAGACGGGUAAGAUCGAUCAGAAGGAGGUGGAUAAGCGGGUCAAGUUGGUGUACUACACCCCUGCCGAGGGCGAGGACGAGGGGAGUGGUGCGCCUCAGGCGGGAGGAGAGGGCCAGGUUGAGGACUCGAUCUCGCCACAGCCACAUGGUGACGGUGGCGAGGAGAGAAAAGCAGGAUCUGGUGCGAGUGAGACAGCCUCGAAUCGUCCAGGACUCGGAUCCAGACGGCCAACGCAAGAUACAGUCCAGAGUACCUCGCAUACCACGCUGGGACGUCUCAGUCGCCUAACUCGCAUCUUGAUAGCUCGUCAACGAUCCGAGACGUCCGCCCCUCGCUUGAGCAGCGGUGGUAAAGCAGUUGCUGCAUCUGCCGCCACGAAACCCUCCUCGUCGACAAGCACGCCGCAAGCGGAACUAGGCGCACCUUCGACACCUAGCAGCAGCACCCAAGGCAAAAUCGCAAAACGCGGCAACAAAUUAAAGUACCCGCUCCACCCGCUUCCAGCCCAUCGCGCCACAUGCCCCAUCUGCCUCUGUGAUUUUGAAGAGCCCGAAGCCGGGCAGGAACCGGAACCAGAGCCGCUGCGACUGCUUGAAUGCGGACACGUCAUGCAUCGGUCGUGUGUCGACCAGUGGCUGACCACUGUUUCUGGCAGAUGUCCGGUUUGUCAGAAGGCCGUUAUCCCGGGGGAGGACGAGGCUGAGGGCGAGGAGGUGAUGCCGCAGCAUCAGCAAGAUCGGGGAGAGCGGGAGGAGGCGCAACCGGCUGCGACACCGGCGAUGGUCGAAACGCAGCAGCCGGGCGACGGAGAGGGUGCAAGAAGUGGAGCGACCGAGACGGGACGGACAAUAACACAGGCUCAAGAAUCACACGAGCUGCAACCUCUGAGCUCGAGCGUCACCGCGACACCCAACAACCCACCGUCCUGA
Sporisorium graminicola is the source of this 1710-nucleotide messenger RNA. RefSeq lists its product as uncharacterized. Bases 1 to 1710 code for a protein of 569 amino acids. The record is from RefSeq and is a predicted model, not a curated record. NCBI's taxonomy places the organism in Eukaryota, Fungi, Basidiomycota, Ustilaginomycetes, Ustilaginales, Ustilaginaceae. Gene Ontology annotation, molecular function: zinc ion binding. The transcript has a single exon.